UCCUGGCAGAAGAUCAGCUGGCCCAGAUGUCCAAGCAGCUGGACAUGUUCAAGACCAACCUGGAGGAGUUUGCCAGCAAACACAAGCAGGAGAUCCGGAAGAACCCCGAGUUCAGGGUGCAGUUCCAGGACAUGUGUGCCACCAUUGGAGUGGAUCCUCUGGCAUCUGGGAAAGGAUUCUGGGCAGAGAUGCUGGGAGUUGGAGACUUUUACUACGAGCUGGGGGUGCAGAUCAUUGAAGUUUGCCUGGCUCUGAAACACAGGAAUGGAGGUCUGAUAACACUGGAAGAGCUUCAUCAGCAGGUGCUGAAGGGAAGGGGGAAGUUUGCUCAGGAUGUCAGCCAGGAUGAUCUCCUUCGUGCCAUCAAGAAACUGAAGGUCUUGGGGAAUGGCUUUGGGAUUAUCCCUGUUGGUGGAACAUACCUGAUCCAGUCUGUCCCAGCUGAACUGAACAUGGAUCACACUGUGGUGCUGCAGCUGGCAGAGAAAAAGGGCUUUGUGACUGUCAGUGAGAUCAAGUCCAGCCUCAAGUGGGAGACAGAACGUGCAAAGCAAGUGCUGGAACACUUGCUGAAGGAGGGGAUGGCCUGGCUGGACACGCAGGCAGAGGGGGAAGCCCAGUACUGGCUGCCUGCUCUCUUCACAGAGCUCUACUCUCAGGAAAUCACUCCAGAGGAAGCCAAGGAGGCAAUUCCUUGACUGCUACACAUCCUGUGCCUGUAGAGAACUCUUCUUGGGCUGUUAUUUGCAUAUCACCUGCAACACAGGGACAGCAGACUGGAAAUAAAAGUUUUCUAGAA
Molecule: messenger RNA, 799 nt
Organism: Chaetura pelagica (chimney swift)
Lineage: Eukaryota; Metazoa; Chordata; Aves; Apodiformes; Apodidae
Gene: SNF8
Product: SNF8, ESCRT-II complex subunit
Exons: 7
Coding region: 27-698 (223 amino acids)
Biological process (GO): protein transport to vacuole involved in ubiquitin-dependent protein catabolic process via the multivesicular body sorting pathway
Cellular component (GO): ESCRT II complex
Source: RefSeq, a predicted model, not a curated record